Helicoverpa armigera (cotton bollworm) is the source of this 3781-nucleotide messenger RNA. RefSeq names its product transmembrane protein 135. Bases 355 to 1548 code for a protein of 397 amino acids. The record is from RefSeq and is a predicted model, not a curated record. NCBI's taxonomy places the organism in Eukaryota, Metazoa, Arthropoda, Insecta, Lepidoptera, Noctuidae. The transcript has 9 exons.
UCAAUGUCAUUGUCAAUUUUCUGUCAACUGUUAAUGUCAGUUGUGUCGUGUCGUAUGCGUAUCGUAGUUUUUUUAUAUGCCCGUUUUCUUUGUAAGUAAUUGUAAGUUGCGUGAAGUUGUAAAUAGUUAAGCGAAUAUCGCACACGUUUAAAUUUGAUUUCGUCCACAUGAGUUCGUAAGCAUAUGAACUUCAUACAUCAAAGCACCCGUUAGUUUUAUGACUCGCGCAUUAUAACUUGUACAGAGUUAUAAUUUUUCAAGUGGAGUGAAUUAGUCGCUAUUAAUUUAUAAAGCACAUGCGUCUUCCGAGUAUAGUGUUCAUUUAAUUGGCAGUAAGUUGUGUAGUUAUUGAAAAUGGUUGAGGCUAGUAAACUGUGGUUCGAGACUGCAUGCAGUAGUUGUAAGUGCCAUGAGCUGAUACACCCAUGGACAUAUCGGUGUUCGGAUGCCACUAGAACCAUGCUGAUAAGCUGUACCAAAGGCAGCUAUAAAUUCUAUGCCAUGAUCUACCUUGUACAAAUAUUAAUGAGAGGAAAAAAGCUAGGUAAAAAGGAAAUGAUAGAACAAUUCAAGUUAUAUUUAAAAUCUGGUGUAUUUGGUCUCACAGUGGGAAGCUCAUUUGUUACAUUAAACUGCAUAUUCAGGAGACUGUUCUUCAGUGAGUUCUCGUACUACACAACAGUGCUGCUACCAUGCACAGUCAGUGGUCUUGCAAUAUACUUCGAGCCCCCAUACAGAAGAGUACUGGUUGUCAACCUAUUUGUAAACCUGGUAUUCGAAUACUGGGUGCGGACAUUAGAAAUGAAAGGUUGGCUCCGGCGGUCUGCGGGCAAAGAGACGCUCAUUUUCAUGUUGGGUAGUGCAGUCUUCUUCUAUCUCAUGCGGUUAGACAGGGACAGCGAGAAACGUACGCCUUUGUUUUGGUUCUUCACACCGCCUCGGGUUUCCAAAGAAGUUGGAGAGCCUGUAACGGGAAUCGAAGGGAGAAGUCCUGCCUGCCCCCACAAAGGACCAUGCAUACAUUAUAUUUUAAAGGGCACAGCACAGCUAUUCGGCGUUGGGUGUGCAAUGACGAUGCUGCGAACUAUUUUACCCAAGAUAUUAACACCGGGCAAAGCAUUGAAGUCAUUGAGGCUAUCGCAUAUGAAGUUAGGAGUUUUCUUCGGCGGAUAUAUUGGUAUUUAUAGGCUAGUAGUAUGUCUCCUGUGUCGUGCACACGGGCGAGACAGUGCGAUGUACGCGUUACCGGCGGGCUUCCUCUCCGGGCUGGCGUUUAGAGCGGCGCCAUCCACACCUAUUUCUUUGGCGCCUGUCACUUCAUCCUUACAGAUCCUAGGUUCCUGGGCGUACCAGAAAGGCAUGCUCCCGGCGGACUGGCCGCUGGUGGAGCUCCUGUACUGUGUAUGCCAAGGUUUACUGUUCCACGCGCGAGUGAUGCACGAAGACGUAUGUCCGCGAUACAUCAUUAAUCUGAUGCAUACUGUUACUAGUUCCAAGGCCGACGAAAUCCAGUCAGGAUUUAUACAGAAAAUACUGAAAUUCAUUUGAAUUUAGAUUAAUUGAUUUUUAUACCUGUUAAAAUUUAUGUAACAUUUUGUGUGGCAGGCAUACUUGACGAAAGAUCGAAUACUCCAAGUUAAUUAAUAUAGUCUGAAUGAAAUUAUACAAACUCGAAUAUUUGAAAAAUCUGUGACUUUAUAUUAAGUUGAAUUAAACUUUAUCAAUCCAAAAAGAUAAUCAAUAUAAUACUCGAAUAACAUACGAAUUGUGAUAAAAUAUUUUUUUAAAGUUCAAUGAAUUAUAUCGGAAAGUUACAACUACCAAUAAGACAAAAUGUAUAAGUAUGUACUCUAGAACAUUCGGAGCUAUUAAAAUCAAGAGGAAUUUGAGUAAGUCAAAAUAUUUUUUUUGACACCGUUCCUCGAAUGUGAAAUACUUUCGUUAAGUAUACCCACACUUUUAAGGCGCAAGUCUGUGAUUUAUUUUAAACGGAUGUUUCGCGGUACAGGGUUUAUUUUAAAAUGGGUAUCAUUAAAGGGUUGGUUUUUAAAUAUUAAAAAAUAGUUGGACACGAUGAUACCAUAUCCUACAAUCAAUAUUACAGACAACUGAAUGGUUAAUCAAUUUGUGCACUGAAUAUAAAAGUCAUGUAGCUAGAUCUACAAACUGCGCAAAAAUUAACUCUGCUAUAUGUACCUAUAUGGUAAUUAAAUUUCCAUAAGCAAUAAGUGAGCACAGUAUUUAAAGUAGAAUGUUGAUGUCAUAAAUAGGUCCAUACUUUUUAAUAUACUGAUUAAGAACAGCAAUGUAUGCGCAACGAUGCGCAAUGUAUGCGCAAUAUUUGCGCAAAAUUUUGAUUGAAACAUCUGAUUUACCGUCGAAUAUGUGUCAAAAUACUCGUUAUUAUAAAACAAUAAUUAUUGGCGUGCUUGGAAAAUACAAUUUUAUCUUAAUGAGGCAUGAAAUGAAAAAUAAUUAUCAUUACUAUUUAAAGUAAUGAGUUUAAUCGUUAUCGAAUAUAUCGAUACUUUAAGGAUAUUAGGCAUUAAAUACUCGGCGAAUAUUUACUUAUUAUGAAUACAAAUAAUAUUUUAAAUAUGAAAUUAGGUAGUUUGAAAUACUAAUCUAACCAGAUUUUCUAUCAUUUUUUUCAUUCACACAUUUUAUCCAAAGUUAUGUAGGCUAAUUUGCAAGAGCAUAAGAGCUCUGAAAUCAGAACAAACAACUUUUAUACGGAGUCGCGUUCCGAAGCUAAAUUGAACCUUAAAGUAAGUGCAUUAAGACGUUUAGUCGCGUAGCUAGAGUAGUGCUUACAAUCAGUGCCUGGGUGAUAAUAAUAGUAAUCACUAGGAAAUGUUACAUUAACAUCGAAUAUUAGUAAGUUUAAGGAUAUUUAUUUACUUUUACACUUGUGAGAAUUAUUUUAAUUUUGAUUUAUUAUGAAUUCAUCCACUACAUUGUUCAUGGUCAAAAUAAAUAAGUCAUCGACAAUCGAUGAUUCAUAUUUCACAUCCCUAAGGUGACACAAUAAUUUUCACAAGUGUAAAAGGAAUUAUAAUUAGGCACAAAUUAUCAUAGUUACCUAUAGAAUUCUUUUAUUGUAAUAUCACUUAGAUACAAUUUAUUAUUUAUUACAUUAGAUUUGUAGAAAGUUUAUUCAAUUACUAUUUAUAGAUAUUAUGCUGUGGUCGUAUUUUGACUGCUUACGAUAAUUUCGGUGCAGGUUGCAUUUAAUUCAAGAGUUCAAACAUAAAAUAAUGUAUGGUUCGGAAAAAAAAAAUAAUUCAUACGUAAAUAUUGUUAGUUUUAGUAAAACCUAAGCAUUAUAUUGCCUAAAAUAUAAUCACCGAUGUGCGUGAACCAAUGGUGUGGUACCUUUUUUUUUUAACGACCUCAAAAAUCAUCAAAUGUCCCCUCCCGCUGUGGGUUAGCAGUGGUGAGGGAGUGUCAGACUCUUACUGACUAAAAACCGUCGUGUUCCGUCGUAGGCCUUUUAUGUACCAGGGCCGCGGUAACUCUUUCGAACAACCCGCAGCCCAUGGUGUGGUACCUACGGUGUUGUUUAUAAGUGGCAAACGACAUUAUACUUUAUGCAAUGGAGAUAGGUUCACUUUUCAAAUAAAACCUUGUAAGGGGUGCAAUGUAAUGCUUAGCUAGUACAUAAUUUAAAUCACACUUUAAAAUAGUCUUCCCGUUUUUGUAUCUGUGUGGUGGGUUGAUUUUAUUUAUUCCUAUUAUGUGACUUACAUGAUGAUAUUAAAUAUUGUUUUUUUGAUAAAAA